Molecule: messenger RNA, 2457 nt
Organism: Lactuca saligna
Lineage: Eukaryota; Viridiplantae; Streptophyta; Magnoliopsida; Asterales; Asteraceae
Source: the annotation of a GenBank genome assembly
CACACACACACUCAUUUGUCUUGCUUAUUAGCAAACUUUGCAUUCGAAAGCGACAAAUGGAGAACCUACGGUCCUAGCUUAUCCUUCCUUGGUCCAAACUAAUCCUAAUACUUGGAUACAUCGUUGUCAUUAAUAUUACAAAAUUACAUUACAAUAUGUAAAUAUUAUACUUUAAAUAUCAGGAUUAACAAGUAACAGCUUUUUUACAAAACUACAACAAUUUGUUAGUAUUACAAAAUCACAGCAAUUUACAGUAUUAAUUUGUAUUUAUACGGUGAUAUACGGUAUUGAGUAUUGUCCGGUCAUUAAACCGGCAAAAUCAGGUAACAGCCGUUACCUUUUUCCAGCAAACCCUUGGGCCCCAUAUAAAACCAACCACCGCUGUCAUCAGCUACCGUCCCACUAUCCCCCAUUUUACUAACGUGGCGGAAUAUCCGCCGUUGAUAUUCAUGUUCCCCUAGAUCCUAAUCAUUCAUCAUUCCAACCUUUUAACCAUAGUUACAGAAUUUCCCCUUUUAGUUUCUCUAAUCUCACACUUUGGCCCCUUUCACACUCCCUCUUUCAGCCAAACCAGCCGCUCAUGCAACCACCGCAAAGUCCCACAUCUAUUAAUUCCACACAGACAAUUAUGAGCAAAACAUCACGGGAUUAAAGUGGCUGUGGAUCACGAUUGAUCUAUGGAUGAAGUCAACGGCGUGGUGCCUCCGUACGCCGCCGGUGUCGGUGUCGGUGUCGGAUUCGGAGGCAAUUUUCGGAAAGUGUCGAGGGAGGAGGACUGGAGGUUUCACGCGACGGAGUUCGCGAAGGGAGUGGCGGAAUUGAGUGUUGAAUUUGGGAAAGGAUGUAGGGAUGUAGUGAGGCAGAGUAUAUUGAGAGAUGAUUCGUUCGUUGUGAGACAUUUCAGAGGUCCGUGCAAGGCCGCUUGUACGAAAUUGAAGUUUUUAAACGAGUAUCUGCCUGAAGAUCGCGAUCCGAUGCACUCGUGGAGUGUGGUUUCCGUCGUUUUCGCCGUCGUUAUUGCAGUUCUAAUUGCAACCUCUGAAAGCGAUACAACCACCCAACUUAUACAAAAAUUACACAUAUACCCUCCAAAUGCAACCCGUAUACUAUUACCAGAUGGGAGACACUUGGCUUACCAUGAACAAGGCGUUUCAUUUGACUCCGCUCGAUUUACCCUCAUUGCACCACAUUCUUUCCUCUCAUCAAGACUUGCAGGAAUACCUGGAAUCAAGGGUUCACUGCUAGAAGAAUUUGGUGUUCGAUUGAUAACAUAUGAUCUUCCUGGAUUUGGGGAAAGUGAUCCUCACCCACAAAGGAACCUUGAAUCAUCAGCAAUGGACAUGUUAUAUCUAUCAUAUGCUGUUCAUAUAACAGACAAGUUUUGGGUAGUUGGAUACUCAUGUGGAAGCAUACAUACAUGGGCUGCACUCAAGUACAUUCCCGAUAGAAUUGCAGGUGCUUUCAUGGUAGCACCUUUGGUGAAUCCAUAUGAAGCAAGCAUGAAUAAGGUUGAGACACGUAGGACAUGGGACAAGUGGACAACAAAACGGAAAUUUAUGUACUUUUUAGCACGGAAGUUUCCGGUAGCUCUUCCGUAUUUCUACAAACGCAGCUUUUUGUCAGGAAAUCUUGAUCGAAUAGACAAGUGGCUCUCAAUGUCACUUGGAACAAGGGACAAGGGUAUUAUAGAAGAAGUGAAAUAUCAAGAGUUUUGGACGCGGGAUUUAGGGGAGUCAGUUAGACAAGGUAAUGUAAAGCCAUUUGUAGAGGAAGCAGUGUUGCAAGUAUCAAAUUGGGGUUUUAGCAUAAGUGAUCUCAAUGUUCAGAAAAAACACCAAGGGAAAGGCGUAUUUUUUUGGCUUAAAUCUUUAUACAAAAGACCACAACAAGAGUUGACCGGCUUCCUUGGCCCAAUACAUAUCUGGCAGGGGAUGGAAGAUAGGGUGGUGCCACCAUCAAUGAGUGAAUAUGUGCAUCGGAUUCUACCGGGAGCAAUGGUGCAUAAGCUUCUUUACGAGGGUCAUUUCACCUAUUUUUAUUUUUGUGAAGAAUGUCAUAGACAGAUGUUGACCACAGUAUUUGGGAACCCUCAAGGUCCGUUGACUGUUGAAAUUGAUUUGAUUCCUCCUGUGAAGGAUAAGGAUGAUGUUGAUGAAAAAAAUGAAGAGAUGGAAGAAGAGGUUGAAGUUAGUUAUUCAGAUGUUACUUUUAUUUAGUUCUAUGAAUGAUUAAUAUGCAAAUUUUAGAUGCAUACAAAAGAAGAGGUGAUUUCAUAUAUAUAGCUGUUUGAAAUGAAAAUAACACUUUGUAGGCUGGACAGAGAUUAGCAAAAUCCACGAGCCAAGCAAGAUAAUUUGAUGGUUAUACAAAAUAAAUGAUAGAUUUGUAAUUCCAGGUCGUUUUUAUUUUGAUCUUAAUUUUUUAAUCAUAUUAUAAUAUCCCAAACUCCAAAUAGUG